CCACCAUCUACCAGUCACAGAUCACUUUCCUCUAGUACUGCCAGAGUCCUGUCUGUGUGGGCAGCCAGCUACGUAACUAGCAAAGGCACAGAAUUUGCGGGCAAGUUCUCACGAACAGUCGCUCAGUUCAAGGCUCUUUCGCAAAGAUACGGGUUAAAGCCAUGUCGGACGCGGAUCCCAAAUCCACUCAGGACCUGACGGUCGUGGUCCAGACCUUACUGCAGCAGAUGCAGGACAAGUUCCAGACCAUGUCAGACCAGAUCAUCGGAAGGAUUGAUGAGAUGAGUACACGAAUUGAUGACCUGGAGAAGAACAUCUCUGACCUCAUGACUCAGGCAGGGGUGGAGGAGUUUGAGGGGGAGAACAAAGUCACUGACGCAUCAGGAACAGCUUGAUUAAGUUCUGGCAGUUCACCAAGUAACAUGGAAGACUUUCCAUUGGAGUGGCAGAGUUCUCUUAAUAUAAUGGCGUGUAUGUAUGUAUGUAUGUAUGUAUGUGUGUAUGUUUUUUUUUUUUUUCUUUUUUUAGGGGGAGGCAGUGUUUACCAUGUGUGUAAAUAGCGUUUGAUAUUGAAUAUAAUUUACUGCAACAAUUUUGUUUAAUGCUGCACUAAAAUGUUUUGACAAAAUCUUCUAGAAUGUAGGAUCACCAUGCCCCCUUUUUCUCAGACCUUUCCGGCUGCAUUGGGUUUUGCAUUUCCAGUCUGUUGUCUGGUCAUUCAAACCUAACUAAGCCACAGGACAGUAAAAAAAGUUAUGUUUGUUGUAAGAUCCGCAUGCAAGAGAUAGUGGAAGGUAAAAGAACGAUAGGCAGUGUAGUUUGGAGUGGCAUAGUUACCAACAGCCUUCUUUCACAGCAAUAAAUUAGUUUAUUCUAACGUUGCAGGCAGGAAAGCAUCCUCUUACUGGUCAAACGUCAAUAACUAUGCAAACAUCUGUUCAGAGUGAAUUCCUUUAGAAUGAGAAAUGUUGCCUUUGAUGUUUUUGUGAUUAGAAGUAGAACGAUUUUGAGUGGAUAACAUACCUGAGGGUAGUGACGGUCACACCUAAUCAUUCAAACCCGCUUGAGGAAAGUCACACAAAGGGUGAUGGUAUCAAGACUGUAUAUGCAGUGUGAACUCUCAGCUUGGUUGAAAGCAAAAAUACAUUUGAUUUCACUCCUGCAGUACAUAGUUACUUCAAGUUUGAUAUGUGUGGUUUUGUAGAGUUAUAAAAUAAUAAUUUCCAAGACUCUGAACCUGAAAUCGUCUUAAAAAGUGAAACCUCAUUAGGGUUGAGGCCAAAAAAGGGUUGUAAUGUGAAAAAAAAAGAUAAUUGUCUCAUGAGUGCUUUUCACUAGUGUUACACAAAAAAUCUCAGUUUUAAACCUUUAAUGCUGUUUCCACAAAGACUCAGUUAGAGUCAAGAGUAAGACAUUGUUGUAUUAGUGUUAUUUUAUCCAGAAGCUAAAGAGGUGCAAGUCAUUAUGACUAGACCAAGCUGAACUCAGCACUGCUGUGUCUGAUCCACUCGUACCAGCGCAACACACCAUCACAUCAGUGUUACUGCAGUGCUGAGAAUGAUCCACCACCCAAAUAGUACCUGCUCUGUGAGGGUCCAUGGGGGUCCUGACCACUGAAGAACAGGGUAAAAGGGGGCUAACAAAGUAUGCAGAGAAACAGAUGGACUACAGUCUGUAACUGUAGAACUACAAAGUGCACCUAUAUAGUAAGUGGAGCUGAUAAAAUGGACAGUGAGCGUAGAAACAAGGAGGUGGUCAUAAUGUUAUGCCUGAUGGGUGUAUAUAGCCUAAGCCAAUGGUCACCAACCCUCCUCCUGGAGAUCUGCUUUCCAAUUAUAGCGCAAAGCAGUUGGAGCAGGUGUGGCAAAUUGUGGUUGGAACUAAAGGUCUCCAGGACCGGUGUUGGUGACCACUGGCUUUAUAAAUAAAAAUCAGCUAGGCUGCUUUGAGAGCUGGGUUGAGAAUCUGCAGUUGUAACAAAGCAAGUGCAUUCAGUGCCUGGCAUUUGCCUCAUUGAGCCACAUUCUGGAAGUGUAAAACCCAUUAAGCCCGUUCAUCUGUACACCUUGACCAGGCGGUCUUUCCUCACUUCUUCUGCCCUACUGUUAGCAGACUGUGGUCAAAUGUAACUGUGUGAUGCCGUGGAUAUUUGUCUCAAAGCGUUUCCUCGCCCUCUUCCUCCUGAUUAUAAAACUCUACCAUGUCUCUCUCUGUCUCUUUCUCUCUGUCUCUCUCUCUCUCUCUCUUGAACAUACACAUUGCAUAAUCCUUCUUGCUGCACCUGCAGCAGCAACAAAAAAAAAAUCAGCAUAGCACGUACUUAGCGGACAUCUAAUCUACUGUGACUUAACACAUAAAUUUCCAUUGGUGCUGUUCAUGGGAGAUUUUUCUGCUGGGAUACAGGGAGAAUGUAGUAAAACUAGUGUGGACUAAUGUAAUCCGAGUUUAGAGACUAAACGCCCAGCACGAUUACUGUAUUUGAAAGUUCAGUCAAAAAAAAAGGAGUUUCCAAAUUAGGAAGUCAUCAAAAGUGUUGACAUGAAAGAAGCCUAAGGUUAUUUUUACAACCAAUUGUAUUAAGUAGUAUCAGUGGAUGGUGGGAUAGUGAGAAAUGUAAACUGCCACACACACAUGCCACACAAACGGGCUCCGUUUGAGGUAAAUUAGACCCUUUCGGUUAAAGUAUAAUUUUAAUGUUGAUGCAUUGAAGAACAAUUAGAUUAGGUCCAAUGUCUCACCUUUAAAUUGCCGAAUGGAUGUUGAGAAUCAAUUGACUUAUUAAAGUGAUUUCCUUAAGAAAAUGCAUGAUCUGAUUUCUGGUUGUUUCUGGUUGCACAAACUGUGUUUUUGUUAUGGGUUAGAAUAAAAGUUUAAGACAU
Molecule: messenger RNA, 2879 nt
Organism: Colossoma macropomum (tambaqui)
Lineage: Eukaryota; Metazoa; Chordata; Actinopteri; Characiformes; Serrasalmidae
Gene: hsbp1a
Product: heat shock factor binding protein 1a
Exons: 4
Coding region: 162-395 (77 amino acids)
Biological process (GO): cellular heat acclimation
Cellular component (GO): nucleus; cytosol
Molecular function (GO): transcription corepressor activity
Source: RefSeq, a predicted model, not a curated record